Messenger RNA from Chaetomium strumarium, 2008 nucleotides. Its product is annotated as kinase-like domain-containing protein. Bases 277 to 1869 code for a protein of 530 amino acids. The transcript is spliced from 2 exons. NCBI's taxonomy places the organism in Eukaryota, Fungi, Ascomycota, Sordariomycetes, Sordariales, Chaetomiaceae. Gene Ontology annotation, biological process: protein phosphorylation. Gene Ontology annotation, cellular component: mediator complex; nucleus. Gene Ontology annotation, molecular function: cyclin-dependent protein serine/threonine kinase activity; ATP binding. The record is from RefSeq and is a predicted model, not a curated record.
GUCGCUAGGCAGGAGUCAGACAUUGAAGAGGAACGUGCAGGCUUUGUUUAAGUGUACAGGUAUGGCUUCGAGCCCUGUUCUGUCCUGUCUCACUUCCAUUUUCCCCGAUCGCAUACUCCGUGGACCUUCGCAUCGAGCCGGGAACCCUGUGGCUAUCCGAGGAGUCCGAGCGUUGCCACCUUUCUCCUCAGACGGUCGCCCUCUUUCGCCGGUACUUGGGCAUCACUGCAGCACGCCGGCAUGUGGUGCUCCUGAUAGCUUCCGGGGGAUAUUAUCAUGGAGCCCGAACACAUUGCUGGACAGCACGGCAUCAGGCCAUACGGCGUGACCGUCUCCGGGCCAGCAGGCCUGGCAUUCAACUCGCCGGCCCUGAUGUAUCAACACACUUCUGUUGCCCCUCCAUUUCCCGCCUUCCCUUCGCUCGGCGGGGUUGAACGGACUUCACUUCGCCCCAUGAACCAGGCCAGACGUCUGAGGGCUGAAGCCAGCUUCCAGCCGAGGCCUCACCCUACAAACCGCGGCACCAGAGGCAUGGGCUACCAGAGCAAGGUCCGGGUGACAGACAAAUACAAGGUUGUGGGGUUCAUCAGCAGCGGCACCUAUGGCCGGGUGUACAAGGCGCUGGGCCGCCACGGCCAGCCGGGCGAGUUCGCCAUCAAGAAGUUCAAGCCCGACAAGGAGGGCGAGCAGACGUCGUACACGGGCAUCUCGCAGUCGGCGGUGCGGGAGAUGGCUCUGUGCUCCGAGCUCAACCAUCAGAACGUCAUCAGGCUGAUCGAGAUCAUCCUGGAAGACAAGUGCAUCUUCAUGGUGUUCGAGUAUGCCGAGCACGACCUGCUGCAGAUCAUCCAUCACCACACGCAGCAGCCGCGACAUCCCAUCCCGCCCGCCACCAUCAAGAGCAUCAUGUUCCAGCUGCUCAACGGAUGCCAGUACCUACACACCAACUGGGUGCUGCACCGCGAUCUCAAGCCUGCGAACAUCAUGGUGACUUCGAGCGGAGAAGUCAAGAUCGGUGAUCUCGGCCUCGCCCGUCUGUCGUACAAACCGCUCCACAGCCUCUACAGCGGUGACAAGGUCGUCGUGACCAUCUGGUACCGCGCGCCCGAGCUGCUCCUCGGCAGCCGCCACUACACGCCCGCCAUCGACAUGUGGGCCGUCGGGUGCAUCUUUGCCGAGCUGCUCUCACUGAGGCCCAUAUUCAAGGGCGAGGAGGCCAAGAUGGACAGCAAGAAGACGGUCCCGUUCCAGCGCAACCAGAUGCAGAAGAUCGUCGACAUCAUGGGCCUGCCGACCAAGGAGCGCUGGCCGCUGCUAACCAGCACGCCCGAGUACAGCCAGCUCGCCACGCUGCAGCCGCCCAUCAGCCACGGCCACGGCGGCCAUCACCACCACCACCAUCAUCACCACGGCCACCACUACCAGACCCAGCAGCGGCAGCCCGCCUCCGCGGCCGGGGUAAGCCACCUGGAGAAAUGGUACUACAGCACCAUCGGCACGGGCAGCGCCUCAGGACCUGCCACCCCAUCAUCCACCGGCGGCACAACCACAACAACAGCAACAACAACUUCUUCCUCUUCCCCGCUCUCCAGCCUCGGACAAGAAGGCUACAAACUCCUCUCGGGACUGUUGGAGUACGACCCGGAGAAGCGGCUCACGGCCGCGCAGGCGCUGCACCACCCGUUCUUCAGCACGGGCGAUGCCGUCAGCACCAACUGCUUCGAGGGCCUCCGGGCCGAGUAUCCGCACCGCAGGGUCAGCCAGGACGACAACGACAUCCGCACGGGGUCGUUGCCGGGGACGAAGCGCAGCGGGCUGGGGGAUGAUUCGUUGGUUGGCAGGCCUGCGAAGAGGAUGAAGGACGGGUGAUUUUCGUUUUUUUUUCUUUUUUUUUUUCUGUCUCUCAGCACCUGCAGUAGUGCAUUGGGUGCAACGAAGAAACCCAGAACGGCGGGCUCCUUGGUAAUGACUCGUAAGUGUCGCAGAGCGCAACUGGAAAAAUUCCUCA